Messenger RNA from Cervus elaphus (red deer), 2540 nucleotides. RefSeq names its product cationic amino acid transporter 3-like. Gene Ontology annotation, cellular component: plasma membrane. The coding region runs from base 292 to 2256 and encodes 654 amino acids. The transcript has 13 exons. Gene Ontology annotation, biological process: transmembrane transport; amino acid transport. The record is from RefSeq and is a predicted model, not a curated record. Gene Ontology annotation, molecular function: amino acid transmembrane transporter activity. Lineage: Eukaryota; Metazoa; Chordata; Mammalia; Artiodactyla; Cervidae.
CUCCUCCCCACCCCAACUACCCAGGAGCUAAGGGUUGUCUUCUGUGCUCAGGGACUUCCCUCUUUGGUUUUUGGACACACAUCAGCUCCUGCCCUGCGUAACUUAACCUCAGCCUCCCUGACUGCCCCAGUGCUCCAGGCUCUGCUCCAAGGAUCCAGUUCUCUGUCUGGAGCCUGCAAAGAAGACACAUGAAGCAUAGAUGAACAGAAGAAAGAACUACAUCUACAGCUAGCCUUCGGUUUACAUUUCCUGAGGAAUGAGGCAGAUCACAGCUCCUCAACUCCAUCUAGGAUGCGGUGUCAGAAUCUCUACCAGUUCGGUCAGAAGCUGGUCCGCAGGCGGCCCCUGGAGCCCACUGAGGAUUCUGAGAGUCCCUCGGCUCCUCUGAACAUCCUGAAGCUGGUGGCCUUUGGUGUGGCCAGCACCCUGGGGGCUGGCGUAUACAUCCUGGUGGGAGAAGUGGCCAUGUUCAUUGCUGGACCAGCGAUCCUCAUCUCCUUCUUGGUGGCAGCCCUGUCUUCUGUAUUGUCUGGGCUCUGCUAUGCCGAAUUUGGGACACAGGUCUCGUGGACUGGUUCUGCAUAUCUCUACAGCUACAUCAGCAUGGGAGAAUUGUGGGCAUUCAUCACUGCCUGGAACCUCAUGCUGUCCUAUGUCGUUGGCACAGGCAGUGUGGCCAGGGCCUGGAGCGUUGCCUUCGACAGCCUGAUUGGGAACCACAUCUUUCAGGCCUUAGAGGGAACUUUCUCUCCAUAUAUGCCCUACUACCUGGCCAAGUAUCCGGACUUUGUCGCCCUGUCCCUGGUGCUGUUGCUCACAGGAGUACUGGUUCUGGGAGCUCGUGAGUCAGUCCUGGUUGGAAAAAUAUCCACAGGCAUCAACCUUUUGGUUCUCAGCUUCAUCAUCGUCUCUGGCUUCAUUACGGGAGACCUGCACAACUGGGAGCUCACGGAACAGGACUACACAUUGAACACGUCUGAAUCCGGUGACAUCUAUAGCUUGGGCCCUCUGGGUUCUGGAGGGUUUGUGCCCUUCCACUAUGAUGGAAUUCUCCACGGAGCAGCUCUAUGUUUCUACUCGUUUGUGGGUUUUGAUGACAUUGUCACUAAAGGGGAAGAAGCCCCAAAUCCUCACCGCUCCAUCCCCAUCAGCAUCGUGACCACGGUCUUCAUCUGCUUUUUGGCGUAUUUUGGUGUCUCGGCGACUCUCACCCUCAUGGUGCCCUACUAUCAGAUUCAGCCUGACAGCCCCUUUCCACAGGCUUUCCUCCAUGUUGGGUGGGGCCCUGCCAGAUAUGUCGUGGCUGUUGGCAUCCUCUGUUUUCUUUUAUACAGACUGCAGAGCUCCUUGUUCCCCGUGCCUCAGGUGAUCCAGGAAAUGGCCGAGGAUGGGCUCCUUUUCCGAGGACUUGCCCGGACCCAUGCCCACACGAAGACGCCCAUCAUGGCCACCGUGUCCUCUGGAAUUCUCGCAGGGACCAUGGCGUUGCUCUUUGAGUUCAGUAAUCUGGUGGACCUCAUGUCGAUUGGACACCUGCUGGUUUACUCCUUGGUGGCGUUUUUUGUCCUUGUUCUCAGGUACCAGCCAGACUGGAAUUUAAGCAAGAAUGAGAAAAUAGAAGACAAAAUUCAGAUGAAGCCUCUAGUUAAGAAAAAUCCUUUGGAAUCUGAACCUGAAGCAGGAACCUCAAAGACUCUAACGAGUCUGUGGUUACCUAUCAGUACCGCUCCCACCCAGAAAUCUGGCCAGAUUGUCUAUGGAUGUGCCUUCCUGCUUGGGAAGGAUGUGACCCGAGGUCCUGAUGUCUUUGUCUUCUGGGUGCUCCUUGACCCUUGCAGUUCUCCUGCUGACCAUCCUAAGCCUGAUCCUGGCCCAGUGGCCCAGCCAGGUGUUCUCUGGAGACCCCGUGCUCACAACAGUGGCUGUGCUGCUGCUGCUGCUCAUCACUGGGGUCACAGUCAUCAUCUGGAGGCAGCCCCAGGACCCCUCUCCUCUUCCAUUCAGGGUUCCUGCUCUGCCUGUCCUCCCACUGGUCAGCAUCUUCUUGAAUGUUUACCUGAUGAUGCAGACGACCUCUGGGACCUGGGCCCUGUUUGGCAUCUGGAAUGCCAUUGGAUUUCUCAUAUACUUUGGAUACGGGAUCCGACACAGCCUGGCAGGGAACAAUCAUCAACAGCCACCGGCCACCAGCAUCCACCUCCCAGACUCUUGACAAAGACAUCCCCGGUGCUGAGUCAUCUUACCCACAGGAAGUAGAUGCUGCAUGGAAUCCCUCCAUGCCCUGGAGGAUCUGCUGAUUCAAGGGACACUGUGAGCCUCGGUGGAGUGUGAAGGUGGAGGCAUCUAAAGCCCUGUGUUUAUUGCUAGUGGACAAAGUGACUGGGCCAUUGUGCAAUUUUCAGUAAACUUUUAAAAGCAUACUAUACAUACUUAUAAGUGCAUGCUUCAUAAGUGUGCAGCAAGAUGAAUUUUCACAAAUUACCACAAUGUAACCAGCAAGUAGAGGAAGAAAUAAAUUAUUAAUGGGCACAUUAGAAGCA